AUCAUCCCGGCCCCGCUGGCGCUGCGCAGCCGGGCUGCCGCUCGCCGGUCCCGCACAGCCCGCCACGUGCGCGGUACUUGUGGCUGGCGGAAGUGCUCCUCGCUCCCGCCCCGGGGUGGGGGGAAUCCGUACCCAGGGUGUGGUUAGAACCCUGAUUGGGCUGGAGUUGGCGGCCUUGCGGUGAAACCUUAGGCUAGUCACUGUCCCUCUGUUGCCUGGUGUUGCGGGACAGCCAAAUGGAGGAGGCAGAGGGAACUGACACUGACGACCUUGAGACUGUCUCCACUCACUACAGUCCUAGGGGUAAAGGAUGAGCGACACCCACUUUACAGGAUCAACAAGAGCAACAACAACAAGGAACUUAAUUUAAAACGGACCUGGAUUGGUAACGCCCCAGAUGUCUGACAAAGAAAAUGAAAACCCUUCCUGGAGAUAAAAAAUUUAAACAUACUCAGCAAAACAAAUACCAUCCGUGUUCUCAAAGAGCUCAGGAUCGAGUGGGGAGACAGAUACAGAUCCAGCUGAGACACCCAGGUUGAAGAAGUGAGCUGUGCAUUAGGACACAGACAGCCAAGAGGCAGCUUGGUCUCAGGUGACCUGAAAGAAUUAAUUACUGCCCUGGUUUCAAGUGCACCAGUUGCCAAAGGGAAAGGCUGCCCUCUAACUGACCCUGUGAACUGAUGAAGGAGGAGCCAGGCUCUUGCUGAGGCAGUCACGGAGUACUGAAAUGACUGACAGAAGUCUGGCAUUUCUAUCCCUGGGCAGAUGGAUUGCCUGAUACAGAUGUUGGGACCCAAGCCCUGGGAUUGGCCUAAAAGAGGGCUGUGUUGACCCACCGGCUGGGCCUUGCAUCCUGUCACACUGCUGUGCAUCCAGACAAAAAUAACAGCCUGGAAAUAGUGCUGAGGCAGUCCGCCGGCCUCUGUAUGGAAGCUAAAGCCACCAUGCAGAUGCUGACCAAGUGCUACCGCAGGAACUGCCUGCUGACUGUCAUGGACCAGUACUCGGCCAUGGUGUGCAACAUGAAACAGCUGGUGAUGAUCCCCAGCCUUCUGUGGGAUGUGUAGCUGAGUGUUCAUGGACGCCAGGCCUAGGCAGGGGCUCCCUAUCUCUACAACUACUUCACCAUGCUCAAGGCCAUCUGCGUGGAUGUGGAACAUGGGCUGCUGCCCUGGGAGGAGUGGAAAGCCAAGGUGGCAGGUGGCAAAGCCGACGAGGCUGAGAAUGAAGCUGCAGAGCCAGAGGAGGCCGAGGAGGAGAGGGUCUUGGGGCAGCUGGACCUGGAAGCCUAGUUCCACCUGCACUUCUCCAGCCUUCCUCAUAUCCUCACCCACCUUACCCUGAAAGCCGAGGAGGUGACGAGGAAAUACCAGGAGAUAAUGGGACAGCCCAUAGAGGCCUCGGACUCUAGGAAAGCUUACUCCACAUGAUAGAAGGCAGACUCUGUGAUGAGGACAUGGAGCAGUUCGCUAGCCUGAUGAUGAUAAGACCAGAAAGACCUGGACCCGCAGCUAGAAGUGAAGGUGACUUGGAUGUCUGGGAUGCUUCCCUACCUGCCUCUGAGAACCAAUUCGUGGACUCAUCACUGGGUCACCUUUAGGUUGCUUGUUGCUAUUCACAACUCUCCUUGCUCCUCUUACCAGCUUGGGGUGGUAGCCAGUGGUUCACGAGGGACCACAUGUCACCUGGCCAGUGUGUUACAGGAGAAAGAGAAGUUUUAGCAUCCGACUAAUUGAAGUUCACAUCCUUCCCUCUUGGCAAUCAUUCACUGUGAUCUUGGGCAAGUUAUUUAACCCACUGUAGCCUAAAUUUCCUCAUCUAUAAAAUGGGGAAAGUGUUACCUACCUCAUAAAGUUGUUAUGAAAAUUAAACACGACAAUAAGUCAAAAGCAGCUGGCAUGUGAGAGCUAUUAUUAUAGGUGGAUUUUUUUCUCCCACCCUCACCUUGUCUUUGUUCUAGCCCUCCCUUACUUUUUAGCCUCCAGAACUAAGAAGUAGCAGAGUCCUAAACUCUGAGUGAGUGGUUCACACUCUUACACCUGCUGAGCACAGGUGAACUAUAAACUUAUUUAUUGAAGUAGCAAUAAAAAAUAAUACCUUGUA
Molecule: messenger RNA, 2103 nt
Organism: Balaenoptera ricei (Rice's whale)
Lineage: Eukaryota; Metazoa; Chordata; Mammalia; Artiodactyla; Balaenopteridae
Gene: THRSP
Product: thyroid hormone responsive
Exons: 5
Biological process (GO): regulation of lipid biosynthetic process
Cellular component (GO): cytosol
Source: RefSeq, a predicted model, not a curated record